GGUGGCCCUACUCCACACCACAGCACUAAUCGCCUCAGCUUUGUGUAUGCGUAUGUGUACACGCGCGAGUGUUCCAGGCAAUUUUGUGUCUUUUCACAGAUAUUGUGUAUCUGCAUCUGCAAUAGUGUUUGUGCGCUCAGGUUUAUGUGGUAUCAGUGUCAGCUAUGGCGACCCAGACUGCCCUCCCUCCAGACAGAGAAGCUGAAGGACAAAGAAGAGGAGGGGGGGGGAGAGGGUUCCUGUCAAGGUGGAGUUCACAAAAAACAGCCUUACCUACAUGGACAGAUUGCUGCUCAAGAAGCACCGGAGAACACCAGUUGAAAUAUACCCAUCAUCUCAGGCCGUCUCUACAGAUCAAAAAUUUCUACCUGCUACAACCGCUGAGGAGGAGACUCCAAGCAACAUAAGUGCUGAGGAGGAGGAUUUUCGCCACUACUGUGCAUCACUGUUUGCUGUCCCUGUCAGCAUGGGUGGGCCUGAGCCACAGGUUACUACACCUGAGUCAUGCCUCCGCAUUGAAGUCCUGGAUGAGACAAGCAGAGACAGGAGGGGAAUCAGCGCUGCUGAAAAGAAGGCAGACAACCGCACAGAGGUCCCUACUUUUCAGUGGAUUUCACAGAAAGGAAACUCGGUGGUGCCCAAAACAGCCCUACCAAAUGAUGGAUCCUUAAGAGUCGGCACUUCUUCUCCUGGUGCACCACUACAGUCCAGACUAGCUCAGAAGCUCAAACCAUCUAAGCCUCAGACAUCACAAACUGGGCCCUCGGUUAAAUCAUAUCUAUCUAAAAGCAAGCUGUCAACAUGCCCCACUGCUGAGAAUCCAACAGUUUCAGAGUCGUCAAUCAAGACAUCACCUGCAAAGUCACCUCGCCAAUCUCCCCAAUCAACAGCUGACUGUGGAGCACCACAACAUAUCUCCUUGUUACCACAUUCCCAGCUUAAAACUCCCAAAUCUUCAGCUGAUGUUUCAGUAAUUACUAGUAGUAGCAGGUCGCCAAUCUCAGAAGAGCAUCUCUCCCCUCCUCCAUCCAUAUCAUUUCCCCUUAGGUCUACUUUCACAGUUUCGUCAUCCAGCUCCACUGACUCAACCUUAUUGCCCAAAGUGAACCAUCCGGUCCCAUUAGAGAAAUGCUCGGACUCAGCUCUCUUGCCAGAUCAACCCCAAUCUUCCCAGUUAUUUGUAGAGCCAAUUUCCUCCCCAAAGAUUUGUGAAUCACCAAGAAGCAAUCUGAUGUCCCCAAAGGAAUCCCAGCAUUUCUUAUGUGACCCAGAAUCUCUUCUAUCAGAUAAUCAACUCCCGUUGCCUUUGUCCCCUAAGACUACAAGUACACACUCACCAGCAAAAUACUUGGAACCAGCUCAAUCACAAAUAAGUGCUGUGGCUUCAGAAACCCUAUCAAAGUUAUCUCUAUUUGAUGCAACCCCUCCAGAUGAAGACUCUACAUAUAGGUCAACUCACACAAUUGAGGACGCUCCAGUUUUUAGGUCUGUUAAAACAGAGUCAACUCAGUCACAGGAUACAAAUUAUAUCCCAUUAUCAUCUCUCUUAAAAGUCACCCAAAAUAAUGUUCUUGCUGUUAAAAUGGAUGAAGAAGAGAGGUUAUCAGUAGACAGUUGCGAUGAUAUGUCCAGUGAUAGCCUGGGUCUGGAUCCACUUGAAGAAGAUACUGCAGAUGAAGAUUCACAGACGCGAGGGCAUUUAAUGAGAGGGAGCUCCAGAGAAGAGAAUCCUGCCAUAUCUCAUCUAGAAGAUUCCUUUGUUCCUGCGGAGACAGAAACAACAAAAGAUUUGCCGACUGAUAAGUCAGAAGAGCUGCCAGAACUAUCCAUGGACGACACUUGCAAAGGGACGACAGCGAACCCACCGCACUAUUGUGAGAUGCUCUCGCCAGCUCCAGGGGUAAUGCACAACCAGAGUGCUGGGUCUGGAUCAGAGCAGUUCUGUGAUCUGCAUGGGUUUUCGCCUCUAGGUUUGGAAAUGAUUGCCGGUCAACCAGAGACACCAGAACAUGCACACUGUGACCCACUUCACACAUGCCAGUCUCCACUGCGUGAUUCAGACCCAACAGGGUUACAAAGUUAUGGGUUAAGCAGCAGCUUCAGAGCUUUAAAUGAGGAACACCUGGUUUUCGGUGUGAUGAAGGACAACCACAGGCAGCCAACUGGAAUUCAGAUUCACUCAUCCAGGACAGGAGAAGUAUCGGCAGAUGAACUGGGAACAGCUGUGGACUCAGAAUUCUCACCAGUAUUUCGUCCAUUGUCCCAAGCAGCCAGAGAGAUCAUGGAGAUCUGUAAUGUGGACCAGAUGGGCUGUGAGGACCCUGACCUGGAGAUAGACACAACUGCACGUGCUCUGAGCAGUCUGGAGCAGGAGCUAAGACUCAUGGUCAAGAGCACAGACCAAAAACUUUCAUGUAUGCAAUCACAUAUACAUGGUAUAGCUAUCUGUGAUCAGUAUAUUAUUUUACAGAUCAUGAUCAUAGAAAAUAAUACACAGGCACUCCAGGUACUGGUACAGAACACAGUGGAAGUCAGGAUGAGUGCAGGAAUCCCUCUUCCAAACGAGGCGGGGUCACCGCUGAACAAGAAGAGGAGGAAGAAGAUGAGGAGGAGGUGAAGAGAGAUCGACAGAGUGUCCUCUUGCUACCCUGACGCACACAUGUGCGUGACAGUCAUGCAGGAAAAAUCCCACAGUGGAUGCAUUUUUAAAUUGUGUUCAUGAUUCUUAAAGGUUGGUGUAGACACCCUUUAACGCAUAAGUCUAAACUUUUCUGCAAUAAUCUGAAAAAAUAUAAGUGUAAUGCUUGUUGAACAAUGAAUAAAUGCUGUUUGAUUUAU
Molecule: messenger RNA, 2838 nt
Organism: Oreochromis niloticus (Nile tilapia)
Lineage: Eukaryota; Metazoa; Chordata; Actinopteri; Cichliformes; Cichlidae
Gene: zbbx
Product: zinc finger, B-box domain containing
Exons: 14
Coding region: 278-2617 (779 amino acids)
Source: RefSeq, a predicted model, not a curated record